Drosophila rhopaloa is the source of this 3093-nucleotide messenger RNA. RefSeq lists its product as uncharacterized. The coding region runs from base 713 to 2758 and encodes 681 amino acids. NCBI's taxonomy places the organism in Eukaryota, Metazoa, Arthropoda, Insecta, Diptera, Drosophilidae. Gene Ontology annotation, biological process: positive regulation of DNA-templated transcription. The record is from RefSeq and is a predicted model, not a curated record. The transcript is spliced from 3 exons. Gene Ontology annotation, cellular component: nuclear body.
GAACAUAGAAAAACUAUCCAUUUCAACAAAAGCAUAUUUGAAUCUUUUUUAAUAUGUAAAAAUUUGAUAAACUUGCCUAGAAUAAUAUUUCGAGGAAGGCCAGUUCUCUAACCGCACAUAUCUCACCGAUCUUCAGUCGACUAUUUUUAUGUAUAGCAAAAAACUCUUGGAGCGACAAAAUUUUAAUUUAGAUUCUGUCCAUCUUACUUUCUGCGAACCAGAAACCAAGUCACUGGUAUGAAAAGUUGGGCUUAACCAUACCUUCAGCUGGAAAUUUUUUUCUAAAAUAACUCUAAGAUUAGUUAAAAUUAAGUAAGCUUUUAAAGUAAAAUCAGGGAAUGUAUUUUUGAAAGAGUUUGAUAGAGUCCAAAGACCCUAGACCAUGUUGCCCAUGGUGGAUAAGUUACUCAGUGGGAACACAAGUUCGACCGUUUCACUGAAAAGCGCUCUGUGGAAUUUCGGUAUCAACGAAAAUAUUUCCUGUUAAAUAAAUAACAUUGUAAAAAGUUAAACUAAGUUAAGAUAUAGCUAUAGUUGCAAUAUAUAAUAAAAUGUUUAAGUCCUUGAUUUAUGACCCAAGAAAGCGGAAAUCGAAAUAUCGAUAAAUUUUGUUUCGAAAGAAUAGCUAUGUUUGAAUCUAUUGCCUCUCGCUCAGUCUAGUACGUCAAAGGAUUUUGAUUCACUUUUCUUUCGGUGAAACAUUCAGUGCAGCAUGAGCCUGAAGUCCAGUGCAAGGAUUAAGAAACGCCGCUCGGAGGCAGCGGCUGCCACGUACCCGGUACCAUCUCCGGUUCAGGCGGGGAACGGUGCCACAUCCUCCACACCGAGUCCUGCCGUUACCACACAAAAUCCAGGAAAUGGCACUCAAAAUCCUUGCCAGAGCUCCUCCAAGAAGCACAGUUUCGUGGGACGCAAUCCCAACUUUGACACUGAUGAGACCAAGUUGCUUAUACAAUUGUGGGGCGAUCCCAAGUUGCAAAGGACCCUCAUCACCACCCACAAGAAGCACGCCGUGAUCUGUCAGCUGGCCGCCAAAAUGCAGGAGUAUGGCUAUCAUCGUUCGCCGGAGGAGAUUACCACGCGCAUCAAGAACCUUAAGUGCUUCUAUAACCGCUUGAAAAAGGACAAGGAGUGCGGCGGCUUGUCCAAUGAUUCGGAGCCCAGUUGGAAACACUUUGCCGAGAUGGAUGCCAUCAUGACUAGACCGAUUUUCAGUGUGCGACCCAAUGAGGUUCCUGCUCCUUCGCUCAAAUACCAACUGGAGCAGGCUCUGGAGGAGCACGCCGAGCGUCGCAGACGCCGGCUAGAGAACGGCGAGGAACUGUCCGACAGCGAUAACGAGGAAGAUGACAUGCUGCUCUCUGCUUUGGUGACCAAAAACAAGGAGUCCAUGAACCGAAAGGAACUGGAGGCUGGCUGCCUGGAAUCCGACCUCGACAUGAACGAAGAAUCAUUCUCCAAGCGUCGCAAACUCUCCGCCGACGUGGAUAUUGACAUUGGCGAGGCUCUGACUUCACCGUGCAUUAAAAACGAGCCUGCCCAAGAGGUGGAAACUGCUCCCGUGGUUCCGCCAGUUGAGCCCGAGCCCGAGGAAGACGAUGACUGCAUGCUUCUGCCGCAGCCCAAGGAAGAACCCAUCGAUGUGGACGCUUCGGAUGAUUCGCCAAAUGAGAAAUCUCCUAGUUCUAGCUCAUCAUCGACUUUGGCUGACAUGUUGCAGCGGAAUAAGCCCGCCAAUCUACUCCCCUUCACCGGAGCCAAUGUCAUCAUCCCGGCCAGCAUCACCACCACCACGGCUAGCAUCAGCUCAACCACGCAGAGUUCAACCAAUACUCCGAAUAAAUUGCAGGGCGGCAAGAUAUCGCUGGUGCCCACGAAUUUCCUGAUGCAAUCCAAGCUGCCGUCUGCCACGGGACCAAGUCCCAUGCCAAACGCUAAAGGAGCUGCUCCCCAACUGCAGCUGCUGCAGAGUGCCAUCAACCAGGGUGCUCGUCUGAUGAUCAGUGGAUCGGCUGCAGCACCGGCACAGCCAAGCAACGCCGGUUUGGUGGCCACCGCACCCGGAGGAGUUAAGUUCGUGUUGGUCAAUGCGGAGCAGGCCAAGGCGGCAGCAGCUGCUGCCGCUGUGGGAAAGUCAUCGGCUUCCCUUCCCUUGGCCACUGCUCAAGCUCAAGUUCAGGCCGCGGUUCAACAACAGCAGCAGAAGCUUCAACAGAGUUUCCAACAGGAGCAACAUCUGCAACACCAGCAGCACAUCCAGCUGGAGAAGGAGGAAACACGAAGGGUUCAAGAGAAAGCCCGCGAGGAUCAGCAGACUAAGCGAACUAUGACGACAGCCAUCAGACUCCUUUUACGCCAGCUGGUGAAUUCCCAAAACGAGUCCAACGAGAUCCAGCACAAUCGUCUAUCCCUGGAACGCGAGCGCCUCGACUGGGAGAAAUCCAUGGGCGAUCGCCUGCUCAACUUAUUGCCAAGUCUUUUGCAGCCGGCUGCUGCUAGUUCGCCAUGCUCUAGUGCCCAGCGCCUGCAGCCACCUAAAUUGCUUUUCACGACCGCUCUGCCUAUGGGAAAUGGCACCGUCGCCAUGCCGCACAUCCUAACAUCCAAUUCGUUGCCCAAGGUCAUACCCAGCACAAGCUGCAAUAGUGGCGUAGCGGUGGCAGGAUCAGGAAUAGGAGGAUUGGUUGCCAGUAUGGCCACCCAGCUGGUGGACAAUGACGUGCAGUUAGUAACGCCCAAGCAGGAGAAGGAGGCCUGAACCGAAGUGGAACUAGUCGUGUUAAGUGAUUGAUAUUACAAGCAUCUUUCAGUGAUCUCAAAGAAAUGAUAUUCUGGUCUUUACAUUAGUAUACUCUAAAAUGACUCCUAUAAAUAAACACUGAACUAGUCUCGCAUUUUAAGAGUAUUUCUAUUUCAUAUUUAAUCCGGUUCUGUAUUGAUCUGGAAUUUAAUAAAGUUACAUUUUAAUAGUAUAGUAUUUUAAAAAUGGUCCUUGUCAAUAUCAAUCAAAACAUCAAAUCAGGUAAGGGCCCCACUUAUCUUUCAAAUGGUCUUAAAGUUAGAGCAAACAUGGUAAUCCAGAUCAGUUAUUCU